AUGAUGGAUCUGUAUUUGCUCGGUUGGAUUUUAAGUUCCGUUUUGAGUUUGUUUGCGUUCUACAGUUUGGUUUUCUCAGGGAAGAGAAACUCCGCUAAGCCGGUGAAGCCGACUGCGGAAAGCGUGACGACUGAUGCCGGAGAAAUUAUAUCGGAGAAGCUUAACCGUGACGCUGAUGUUAUUGUUGUUGGAGCCGGUAUCGCUGGCGCGGCUUUGGCUCACACUCUCGGGAAGGAUGGACGAAGAGUGCAUGUCAUUGAAAGAGAUCUGAGUGAACCUGACAGAAUUGUUGGAGAGUUGCUCCAACCUGGAGGCUAUCUCAAAUUAGUUGAAUUGGGGCUUGAAGAUUGUGUGGACAAGAUUGAUGCUCAGAAAGUGUUUGGUUAUGCUCUUUUCAAGGAUGGGAAACAUACUCGUCUCUCUUAUCCCUUGGAAAAGUUUCACUCAGAUGUCUCUGGCAGAAGUUUUCACAAUGGACGUUUUAUUCAGAGGAUGCGAGAAAAAGCUGCCUCCCUUCCCAAUGUAAAUUUGGAGCAAGGAACAGUCACUUCUCUACUUGAAGAGAAGGGGACAAUCAAAGGUGUGCAAUACAAGAAUAAAGAUGGUCAGCAAUUGAUAGCUUAUGCUCCUCUUACCAUUGUUUGUGAUGGCUGUUUUUCAAACUUGCGCCGUUCUCUUUGCAACCCUAAGGUAGACAACCCCUCUUGUUUUGUUGGCUUGAUUUUAGAGAACUGUGAACUUCCAUGUGCCAAUCAUGGCCACGUCAUACUAGGAGAUCCUUCGCCAAUUCUUUUCUAUCCUAUAAGUAGUACAGAGGUUCGUUGUCUGGUUGAUGUACCUGGUCAGAAGGUUCCCUCUAUUUCAAAUGGUGAUAUGACAAAGUAUCUAAAGACCACGGUUGCUCCUCAGGUCCCCCCUGAGCUUUAUGAUGCAUUCAUAGCCGCAGUGGACAAGGGCAACAUAAGGACAAUGCCUAACAGAAGUAUGCCAGCAGAUCCCCGUCCUACUCCUGGCGCUGUACUGAUGGGAGAUGCAUUCAACAUGCGUCAUCCUCUAACAGGGGGCGGAAUGACAGUAGCAUUGUCUGAUAUUGUGGUGCUGAGAAAUCUUCUCAAGCCUUUGCGUGACCUGAAUGAUGCACCCACACUUUGCAAAUACCUUGAAUCCUUCUAUACCCUGCGUAAGCCUGUGGCAUCCACCAUAAAUACAUUGGCAGGUGCCCUUUACAAGGUUUUUUGUGCAUCCCCUGAUCAAGCAAGGAAGGAAAUGCGCCAAGCUUGCUUUGAUUAUCUGAGCCUUGGAGGCCUAUUCUCAGAAGGACCGAUCUCUUUACUUUCAGGAUUAAACCCUCGUCCCUUAAGCUUGGUUCUCCAUUUCUUUGCUGUCGCAGUAUUUGGUGUAGGCCGUUUACUAUUACCAUUUCCUUCACCUAAGCGGGUGUGGCUCGGAGCUCGAUUACUCUCUGGUGCAUCUGGAAUCAUUUUUCCCAUAAUUAAGGCUGAAGGAAUUCGCCAAAUGUUUUUCCCUGCCACUGUUCCAGCUUAUUACAGAACUCCUCCGGUUUCACAAGAGUGA
Vicia faba (fava bean) is the source of this 1575-nucleotide messenger RNA. NCBI's taxonomy places the organism in Eukaryota, Viridiplantae, Streptophyta, Magnoliopsida, Fabales, Fabaceae. The record is from the annotation of a GenBank genome assembly.